Messenger RNA from Anoplopoma fimbria (sablefish), 1291 nucleotides. It is a transcript of the gene stoml3b, whose product is annotated as stomatin (EPB72)-like 3b. The record is from RefSeq and is a predicted model, not a curated record. NCBI's taxonomy places the organism in Eukaryota, Metazoa, Chordata, Actinopteri, Perciformes, Anoplopomatidae. The transcript is spliced from 7 exons. Gene Ontology annotation, cellular component: plasma membrane. Bases 80 to 931 code for a protein of 283 amino acids.
AGGCUGGGUGGCUCCCUCCUAUUCAGAUACACUUCAACAAACUCUCACCCCAUUUCCCCUCUCAGUUUCUAACCAGCACAUGGAAAUGGAGGACCAAAUGGAAAGCCAGAAGAGAAGAGGAGCGAGCAAAGACGAUUUAAUAUCUGAACGGACAGGGUCUUUGGGAUGCAUUGGUUGGUUCAUAUUCAUAAUGUCUUGCAUCUUCACAAUUUGCCUCUUCCCCAUCACCAUCUGGUUUUGUCUGAAGAUUGUGCAGGAGUAUGAGCGCGCUGUCAUCUUUAGACUGGGACGCAUUACAGACAGAAAGGCCAAAGGACCAGGAAUUUUCUUUGUUUUGCCGUGCACUGACUCCUUUGUGAAAGUGGAUUUGAGAACAGUUUCAUUUGAUAUCCCACCACAAGAGAUCCUGACCAAGGACUCAGUUACAGUUUCGGUGGACGGAGUGGUGUACUUCCGGGUCAGUGACCCCAUUGCCUCUGUGGCCAACGUGUCUAAUGCUGACCACUCCACCCGUCUGCUGGCUCAAACCAACCUCAGAAAUGUCCUGGGGACUAAGAACCUGGCUGAGCUCUUGUCUGACCGCGAGGGCAUCGCUCACAGCAUGCAGACCAACCUGGAUGAAGCCACAGACAACUGGGGCAUCAAGGUGGAGCGUGUUGAGAUUAAAGAUGUGAAGCUGCCACAUCAGCUUCAGAGAGCCAUGGCUGCCGAAGCAGAGGCUUCACGAGAGGCCAGAGCCAAGGUGAUUGCAGCAGAGGGUGAGAUGAAUGCAUCUCGCGCCCUGAAGGAGGCGUCCCUUGUGAUCGCAGAGUCUCCAUCAGCCUUGCAACUGCGCUACCUGCAGACUCUCAGCACCAUCGCGGCAGAGAAGAACUCCACCAUCAUCUUCCCCGUGCCCAUGGAUAUCAUAUCUCACUUCAUGAAGAAGUGAUGCCUCAGUUUGUUCAUCCUCUAAAUUCGCUGGCAGAUUAAACAUGAAUGGGAGGGGAUCAGGUUAUAUUUCUAAUACAUACUCUCAUGAUGCAUGAUGAUGAUAUCGUUUUAUGGUCGACAUUUAUUUAGACUGAUCAUAGAAAAACUGUUAUGGUUUACAUAUAUUCAAGAUGUGAUCAGGCCCUGCUAACAACGUGAUGUAAAUUAGCAUGGCUUCCAUGUCUUCAACAGCAUUUAUUAUGAAACUGAUAUCAUAUGUUGUUAAAACUAUAUAAAUGUGUAUCAUUCCUAUUAUAUGAUGUAAUGUUGAUCAGUUGCAUAUUUUGAUACUGAAAUAAAUAUUAAAUGUUUAAAACUA